Messenger RNA from Myxocyprinus asiaticus (Chinese sucker), 1744 nucleotides. RefSeq names its product E3 SUMO-protein ligase ZBED1-like. The transcript has 2 exons. The record is from RefSeq and is a predicted model, not a curated record. Gene Ontology annotation, cellular component: nucleus. Lineage: Eukaryota; Metazoa; Chordata; Actinopteri; Cypriniformes; Catostomidae. Gene Ontology annotation, biological process: regulation of transcription by RNA polymerase II. Gene Ontology annotation, molecular function: protein dimerization activity. Bases 650 to 1594 code for a protein of 314 amino acids.
UAACCAGGUGCAUCAGAGUUUUUAUCGCAAAAGACAUGAGACCAUUCUCUGUUGUCGACAAUGUUGGAUUUUGCGAAUUGGUUAAGGUACUGGAGCCCAGGUACCAUAUUCCAUCACGCCCGCACUUCAGUCAGGAGGUAAUUCCAGACCUGUACAACGAAGCUAAAGCAAAUGUGACAGAUGGUCAGAAAGGCAGAGAGUGUGGCGAUAACAACUGACAGGUGGACUUCGAGGGCUGUUCAGAGCUACAUUACAGUCAUGGCACGUGUUAUCACCACAGAGUGGGAAAUGAAAAGUUUUGUGCUUCAUACUUGCCCGCUUUUUGAGUCACACACUGGUACAAACAUAGCCGAAGUUUUAAAAGUGGCUAUACAAGAGUGGGAGCUUGAAAGUGCUGCUCAUAGCAUUGCUGUCGUUACAGACAAAACACGCAACAUGGAGGUGGCAGUGAGAGAAGCCGGGAUGUCACCUCAUGUCAAGUGUUUUGCGCACACAAUGAAUCUUGCUUUGCAAGCAGUAUUGCAUGUUCCCCGCGUCAGUCGCUUGCUUGGUCGCGUGAGAAAAGUCGUGGCUUUCUUUCACCGCAGUGCCACAGCAGUAGCUGUGCUCGCGGCAAAGCAAAAGAUGCUUGAGAUCACAUAAGCUUAUCAUGGAUGUUGUUACACGAUGGAACAGUUCAAUGGAAAUACUGGAACGCUAUCUCGAGCAACAAACGGCUAUAAUGGCAGCCCUCUUGAGCACAGAGGUGCGCAAAAAUGCCCAUCAACUUGAUACUCUGGAUAGCGCUGACAUCAGUGAUGCCAAAGAAAUAGUAAACCUUCUUAAACCACUAAAAAAAAAAGCCACCACUGUCCUGUCUGAUGAAAAGAGCACCACCCUGUCACUCGAUGUGCCCUUGAAAUCCAUGAUCGAACAGAGCAUGACACUGGACGAGAAAUACUCUACAACUAUAGCUAACAUGAAGACAGCCAUCCUGCAAAACCUCUCAAGCAGAUACACAGAGGAACAGGAUUAUCUGCUAGAGAGUACUGCCUUGGACCCCAGAUUUCGACCGUUGCCCCACUUACUCCCUAAACAACGUGAAGAGGUUCUCCACUGGUUGAAGAACAAAUCAAACCAGUUACAGCAGGCUGGCACUGUGGAGCAAACAGAAAAGAGGGAGGGAGGUGUCAGUGAUGGAGAUCCCACUGAUGCAGCAGAUCAGAGAGAUACAGCACACAGAGUUGAGCAAGAACAGCCACCUAGCAAAAAGACAGCAUUGGAAGAUCUCCUUGGUGCAACUUUUGCUGAACCAGCAGCCACCCAGUCCAAAAGUAGGUUAGAAGUAGAGAUUGACACUUCUAUUCCCCUCACUAGCUGUCCACUGAAAUGGUGGAAAGAAAAUGCUCAAAUGUACCCACUUCUUUCCCCUCUUGCCAAGGCUUACCUCACAGUUCCAGCAACUUCUGUUCCCAGUGAACGUGUUUAUUCUACAGCAGGGGAUAUUGUAAAUGCACAAAGAUCCCAGCUUCUGCCUGAAAAUGUACAUAUGCUGUUUUAUUUGCAAAAAAUACCUGUAAGUAACCUUAACAAACCCAAAAGCUGUUUGUGUUGAGUUGAACUUACUUGAACAGAACACUAUUUAUUUUAAUGUUUUGUUUUUUAUUUUUGCACUUUUACUGCUUUAAGAAGUUCUCUCUUAGGUUUCAGUUAUCUUAAUUCUAAUUUCAUGUUAAAAUUCAGUUUUAUUGUUGAUUAACACACC